AUGACGCCUAAUGAUAGUGGCCCCAAGCUGGCCGUCAUCGUGGCCGUCUUCCUCGGGCUGUCGUCCAUCACGGUAGCUCUUCGCUGCUAUGUCCGGGCUCACAUUUUGAGGGCUUUUCAGGCUGAGGACUGGCUGGCCGUUGCUACAAUGCUUUGCUUCGUACUCUAUUCCACGGCCGUCAUGCUUAGUAUCUCGCACGGGGCAGGCAAGCGUAUUAGUGAUGUUCCUACCGAGAACAUUCCCAAAAUCCUCAAGAUGAGAUGGGCGGCAGAAAUAAUAUACGUCGUGACGUCGCUCCUCCUAAAGUUUACCGUCGGGAUCUUCCUCUUUCGCAUUUGCUCACAGGUGUGGCAGAAAUCAGUGAUUUGCACCGUGCUGCUCUUGUAUCUCGUCUACCACAUCUUCUACACCUUCAUGACCGUGUUCCAGUGCCAGCCGGUGGCGUAUUUCUGGUUUAGAUACACCGGCGGCAUGGAGGGUAAAUGCUGGAGCAACGAUUUGGUUGUGGGCUGUACGUACGCGGCUGCUAGCAUCAAUGCUGUUACGGAUUGGGUCCUUGGGUUGCUACCCAUUACGAUUGUGCGAAACCUUGAGCUGUCGAGGAGGUCGAAGAUCCUGGUUUCUUGCACUUUAGCGCUGGGAUCGGUUGCAUCAACCGCAACCAUCGUCCGUAUCCCCUAUAUCCGGCAGCUAACCCAACCUGGCGAUUUCAUACAUGACUUCUCUGACCUGUCUAUCUGGUCUACUAUAGAAAAUGGACUCGGCCUCAUUGCCUCGUCAAUCGCUACUCUCCGCCCACUAGUCAGGGUGGUGCUCGGGGGCACGCGAGUAGGAACGACAUCAGGGGGGCGCCGCUCUUUUUACUCGUGGAGGAGAUCGGGACCGGGCGCAGCGCAGAACGACAAUCAGCAGUACUAUAGAAUGGAGAACUACUACCGCGACAGCACUUGCAAGGCACCGGAGCGGGUAAGAGUAAGUGAUAGGAAAGUGUCUGAUACCGGGUAG
This is a messenger RNA of Daldinia childiae, 1005 nucleotides long. RefSeq lists its product as uncharacterized. Lineage: Eukaryota; Fungi; Ascomycota; Sordariomycetes; Xylariales; Hypoxylaceae. The record is from RefSeq and is a predicted model, not a curated record. The transcript has 4 exons. The coding region runs from base 1 to 1005 and encodes 334 amino acids.